UGGGAUGAGUUGGAAAUGGGGCGAGUUGUCUGGACACCUGUAUACUUUAUGGUGGUAGUAUUGGUAAUUAUAUUUUAUUCUACAUUAGAUGGAUACAAUAUCAUCUAAAGUCACCGUAUUCUAUACAUUUGACGUUUUAUACAUUUAUUUUUCAAUGUGUUAACCUGUAAACAACGAUUUGCGGCAGUAUGGAGGAUUGGUUAACAUUUGCUAGUUUCGAUUUGCCACUUGUGUCACGUCAUCAGCUUAUCUGAGCUGAAACAGAGUAGGUCGUACUUUGCUCUUAUAUUGGUUUAAACAUUGAACAAUAUGGCGGAACUGUCGAUUGAUUCCCUUCAAAAAGGGUCUGAUAUAAUCGAGGAUUACUGUUGUUCAACAUGCGAAGAAGACUAUGUUUCUACAGAGGCAGAUUUUUACUGCGAAAUCUGUCUUAAGUUUUAUUGCUGUAAGUGUAUACACCUGCACAGUCAGUUGUUUAAACGACACAGCGCAUCUGGCAGAGAGGAGAUGUGUAAAUGGCCUGUUGGCAAAGGCAUGCUGGAUUUUAUCGAGAAAUGCGAAGACCACCAAGACGAAAAAUUGAAAGUUUUUUGCGAAGAUCACCGUCAACUGUGCUGCAGUACUUGCGUCAUGCUACACCAUCGGCAAUGUAGUAAGUUGACUCUGAUUUCUGAGUCAGCAAAAAUACCGACAAAAGCCGACUUCCAACAACUUUCAGAAAAGCUUCAAACGAUCCAACAGAAAAUAACGGAGUUGCAAAAUGGACAGAAUGAUAACUUAUCGUCCCUUCAAACUUCAUAUACAUUCCAGUUUCAAAAAAUCCGAGAGAUGCGCAAGAAAAUAAAUGCUCAACUAGAUGAGCUUGAAAAGGUCACAGUGAAGGCAUUGGAUGAGCUGAACGCAAAACUGAAUCAUUCUUUUAAAACUGAUGUCGACAAAUUUAGCAAGUUAGAGGUAGAGAUUAAAUCUCUCAACAAAGCCUUAAAUGCUGCUGAAAAUAAAAGAGGAGAAGUUGCCUUCAUGGCUUAUAAUAAAUGCAUGAACAAGAUACAACAAACUGAGUCAUAUUUACUUGAAAGUCCCGCAGAUCAUGAGAGUGCUUUGACAUUCCAACCUAAUCCUGAAAUAGAACUUUAUUUCUCCAAACUGUCAGCUCUUGGCAAUGUUGAAAUCAUUGUUCAUAAUAACAUAUUUAUUCCGGUGAAAACAAACAGAGUGGUUUUCGAAGAAAUGCAUAAUAUACGUGGAAUUUGUGAAUUUCCCAACGGUCAGAUUGUUAUUGCUGACGAUAUUAAGAAAAAAGUGAAGCUGCUUGACCAGAAAUAUGAAGUGAUCAGUAGCAGUGAUUUGUCAUACGGUCCAUGGGAUAUGUGUCAGGUAUCUUCCAAUGAGGUUGCAGUUACAGUAGAUGACUUUAAUGAUGUGCAUCAGGUGCAGUUUAUAACCGAGAACAAAGGAUCUUUGAUCAAAUGCCGGAAAAUACGAUUCGAGCACAUUUGCCUUGGUAUUGCCUGUCAUCAAAAUGACCUGUUUGUCACCUCCAGAACGGCACUGUACCACUAUACGCUGUCUGGGAGCAUGGUGAAAAAGAUGUAUGAAGACUCAUCAGGUAUUUGAAAGUUACAUGUAUAAACAUGGUUUAUCACGCACUGGUUUGCUGCACUGUGAUACCGGUUUAAACAUUGAUAACGGCUUAUCAAAGCUGAAAGUAGACGAGUGAUACAUUAUUUUGUGUUUGAAAAUUGAACAAUAUCAAGCAAUUUUCUAUGUCUUUAUUUAAAAAAAAAAUGUCUGAUGAUAUGAAUAAUUACCAUUGUUCAUCGUGCGAAGAGGACCAUGUUUCUACUGAGGCAGACGUUUACUGCGAACUUUGUGAUAAGUUUUACUGCUUAAAGUGUAUAAACCUGCAUAGUCAGUUGUUUAAAAAGCACAGUACACACGGAAGAGAUGAAAUGGAUAAAUGGCCUGCAUCCAAAGGUACGCUGGCUUUUAUCGAGACCUGCGAAGUCCAUCGAGAUGAAAAACUGAAAGUAUUGUGUGAGGACCAUCGCCAAUUAUGUUGCAGUAACUGUGUCAUGAUGGCUCAUCGGCAAUGUACCAAAUUAACACUGAUAUCUGAGGCAGCAAAUAUUCCGACCAAAGCCGACUUCAAUAAUGUUUCUGCAAAAGUUCAACAGAUUCUAACGGAAAUUAAAGAACUUCAAAGAAGCCGUCAAAACAACAUAGAAUCAAUUCAAACUUCACAUACAGAACGGUUGCAUCAACUCCGUGAAAUACGAAAUAAAAUAAAUGCUCAAAUAGAUGAGCUUGAAAAGGCCACAGUCAAAGAACUGGAUGAUCUGAAAACAAAACUGAAUGAUUCUUUUAAAGCAGAUGUAGAAACAUGCAGCAUGUUUGAAGCUGAGUUGAAAUCUCUCAGCGAAGCUUUACAUGUUGCUAAAAAUAAGAGUUCAGAACUUGCCUUCAUAGCAUACAGUAAAUGCAUGUACGGAAUAAACCGAGUUGAAACACAUUUACAUGAAAUCUCUGAGCUCAAAGAAUUCUCAAUUACAUUUCAAGUAAACAGUGACAUUGAACGGUAUUUGUCUUCACUUUCAGGUCUUGGCUCGAUUUCUUCAAAUCAGUGUCUUAUUGUUGUAGAAAGGAAAAAAGUUUAUUUGGAUCCGUUUGAAAAACCAGAUGUAAAAGCUAUUUGUGACUUUCCCAAUGGCCAUUGUUUAAUUGCAAUGCUGAACACAAUGAAAGUGGUGCUAGUAGACCCUAAUUACAAAGUAUUAAGUCAAUGCCAUUUGUCUGCACGUCCGCAGAACAUGUGUCAGAUCUCUACGUGUCAAGCGGCUGUUGCAGUAGAAGAUUGGUCAACUAUUCACCAAAUACAAUUCAUCUCUGAGAACAAAGGGAAACUAGUUAAGGGCAGAAAGAUAGAGCUGUAUCAUGCAUGUGCUGGUUUAGCCCACCAUCAUGGAGACAUAUACGUCACAUCAAAGACAGCACUGUACCGUUACACUAUCAAUGGGAAACAGAUGACUAAAUUGUAUGAGGAUACAUCCGGUGGUACCACGGUGUGCAAAUGCGCUGUGAAUCCAACUGGUGACAUCAUCUACGUAACCAACCGCACCAAGCACACGCUGCUGACACUGUCAAGAGAGGGGACGAUACUCUCCACUUUCCAGGACCCGGAACUAAAGAUGCCGUUUGCAAUACACGUGACUGCUCUAGCACAAGUGUUGCUGUGUUGUGUCAAUUCAAAAACAGUUAUUCAGGUGGACGGAACGGGGAGAAGAAAGGUUGCUACAUUGGCUUCGGAGAAAGAAGGACUUUUUAAACCAAUGUCGGUGUAUUACAGUAAGAACACCAACGCCAUUAUUGUUGGACAAGCUGAAUGUGAUUACAUAUUAAUUCUGAAAGUGAAAUAAUUUGACACCAAUAACACACUAUAUAAGUAAUAAUAACCAUCAACCUCAAUUGAAAAGUAUAUGUCGCCGUAAUAAAAAAAAAUACUCGGAGCGGUAGAAAAUCCAUGCAUGACUAUUUAUUAGCUUAAAUAGCAUUCGCUUAUUGUAUAUAAUAGACAUUUUGGUUGUUUCGAAUGUUCACAUACAUGAAGAUUGAAUGUUAAAAGUGAAUAUACAUGGGGCUAUAAUAAUAAAUACAUAUACAUAUAUUUGUGUGGAUUAAUACUUGUUCUGUAUUUUUCAGUGUAAACAUAAUGUUGCAACGUUGCUUGUUGUUUGAUUUUUAAAAAGGUAUAUUUGAAGAAAGUAAUAUGCAUGUGAGCUGGUUAACUUGAAUGAAAAUCAACCUUAAUUUGAUGACCAUUGAACAUGUUAGGUAUAUUGAGUUAUAUAUUGUAUUUUUUUAAAUUAUUAAUGGAAAGGUCAAUACUCUUUAUGUUUUAAGAUUUAUUUAGACAAGAACCUGACAGUUUAAUUUGAAACGAAACAUCUGUAUUUUUCUGCUCAUUUAAGGUUUUCAAAAAAAUGUAAUUGUAGUAGUAUGUAUUUUAUGCCUUUACAAUUCAUUUUCAAUAUUACUAUAUAAUUGUUUUAAAAUAACUUGCCGUUUUAUUAUAUUGUCCACAAGGUCCUUAUAAGUGAUCACGUACACAUUUAUAUAUAAAUGCGAUUAAAAUUCUAAUUAAAGUGGCCAUCCAACGUUUUGGUAAAUUGACAAAUUAAAAAAAAAAGUUGUUUCAGAAUCGGAAAUAUUCGUUUUUUAUAUGAUAUUUUGAGGAAAUAGUAAUACUGACCAUUUACCAUGCUCUUAAAUAUCUAUUAUAUGCAUCUUUUGAUGAUUUGAAAACCUGAAAAUUUUUAAGCGUCUUGCGACGCGAAACGAUUGAAUAAUUCGGAAAAGUUCUGUUGUUGUCGUUUUAUUUUGGGAAACAACGAGGAUUGCGUAUAUAGGUAACAAAUACAUCUGCUCUAAGCAUGAGCAUGGAUGUUCGAGUGGUCUAGGCAGGAGGCUUAUUACUCCAGGACUCCAGGGGUCAGUGGUUCGAGCCCUUUUGAGUGUUACUUUUGUCCUUUUUUAAAAUUGUAUUCUUGUUGUUUUUUUACUGGAGAUAUUUAGUUCAAAUGUUUAAAUGUAUCAAUAUAAAGCAUUUAAUAACAAGCUUCAAUACAUGCCAAAAUCUGUUGGACGGCCCAUUUAAUUAACAAAUACAAAUGGAAAUUAUACACCAUUAAUCGAACAAUAAUAACGUUAACAUCUCUGAAGAAACAAUAAUAAAGGAAUAGAUCACAUAACCAGCUCCACCCAUUCUCCACCAUAUGGCUGGGAUAUCCCUUGUAUUCGUCUACUUUCUAUUUGUAUUUUACUGACAUUAAAUCUUGGUUCAUUGUUCUAAAGCGUCAAAUAUUUGUUCUGUUGCUGUCUUCCCGUCUUGUCAUACGAGCCCUUCCGAUAUGUGAGCUUUAUUACUACCUAGGACAAUACAAAUAUGACAAAAUGUUACCGCAUGAUCGAUAUUAUAUGUGUAUAUAUGCAUAUACUCUUAAUGUUUUAGUAGUAAAUUUAAAUACAGUAUCAUAAUACUGAUUUGGUUUUAACCGUAUUUUAAAUUUAUGUUAACUUUGGCAACUAGUUAGCUGUCGUUGUCAAGUUAGUGUGUCUACCUUCGAUGGUAGCUUUAGCAUGGAAAGCUUGCUGCUUUAAAUAUGGAUCCGAAUUGAAAUGUGGGGGUGGGUGAACUAAAUAUUUCCCACUUAAUAAAGAUUGAUCAUGAGUAUUUUUGUAAGUGAGAAGAAUAAGCGUUUACAAUUUGAAUAUUUAUUGUAUAGAUCAUCAUAGAGAGAAAUAAAAAGUACAAUAUGAAACACUUGUGUUGGAAAUUUUAAAACCCCACUACCGUGAAGACAGUGCACAAAAUAAUGUGUAACUGAUUGUCUAGUAAUUGUCACAAAUUAAUCAGAUAUCAUAUCACACACAACGGAUAUGUAGAUAUGGUUAACUAAACGGUAGAUAUAGAGUUUUAAAUAUACUGCACAAGAAGUCGGUGUAGGUUGAAUUCGUAUGAUAUUGAUUCCAAAUGCCACAGCUCAAAAUACGUGUGAGUCGGUCAGAUAAAUAUAGACAGUUUUAAAUCAAUGAACAAUAUGGCUGACACGGCGAUGAUGUCUCUUCAGAAAGGGUCUGAUACGAUUACGGAUUUCUGGUGUUCACCAUGCCAAGAGGACUUUGUUUCUACGGAGGCUGAUUUUUACUGCGAAAUGUGUCGUAAUUUUUAUUGCUUCACGUGUAUUAACCUACACAGUCAUUUGUUCAAAAGGCACGGUAUAUACGGAAGAAAAGAAAUGGCUAAUUGGCCUGCUGCCAAUGGAACGGUUGAUUUAAUUGCAAAAUGCGAGGAACACCCAGAUAAAACAUUAAAAGUAUUUUGUGAGGAUCAUCUCCAGCUGUGUUGCAAUACUUGUGUGGUGAUGACUCAUCGACAAUGUACAAAAUUGACACUGAUAUCAGAGUAUUCAAAAACUCAGACGUCACUAGACUUCCGGCAACUUUCUGCAAAGAUUCAGAAAAUUCAGACGGAUUUCAGGGAGCUGCAACAAAGGCACAUAUACAACCUCCAAUCUGUCAAAGAUUCAUAUACAGAUCAGUUGCAAGAACUCCGAAAUAUGCGCAAGAAAAUAAAUGCUCAACUAGACGAACUUGAGAAGGCAACAGUAAAGGGUUUGGAUGAGCUGAAAACGAAAUUAAAUACUUCUCUGAAUGCAGCCGUACAAACAUGUAGUCUUGGUAAUAUUCUUCAUAUUAACAGGAUUAUUACUGUUGGCACGAAUAAAGUUCUUUUAUAUCCGAAGAGACAACACAAUAUACAAGAUAUUUUUGAAUUUCCCAACGGUCACACCAUUAUUGCUGAAACAAGGGAUAAGCAGUUGAAACUGCUAGACCAAACAUACCAGGAGUUAAGUCAAUGUAAUCUUUCUGCAUUCCCAAUGCAGAUGUGUCAGGUCUCUGAAAAUGAGGUUGCUGCUGCGGUAGAUGAACGGUAUGGAUACAAGGUGCAAUUUAUUUCUGAGAGUAAGGGAAAGCUCGUCAAAGGCCGGACAAUUGAGCUUAGCCACGGGUGUAUUGGCCUCUCCUACCUAAAUAAUAAUUUGUAUGUCACGUCACAAACAGCAUUAUUCCACUACACUGCAGCCGGGAGGAUAGUGAAGAAGAUAUAUGAAGAAGACACAACAGGGGACUCUACAAAAUCAUCAAUGGGGAGGUGUGCAGUUCAUCCCAGCGGUGAUUAUAUAUAUGUAAUCAGCCAACACAAACUUCUCACGCUGACAAAAGAUGGCCAGAUACUUUCAACGUUCUCUGACCCAAAACUCGAGGAGCCAUGUGGAAUAUGCGUAACACCUGCAGGGCAAGUUCUAGUUUGUUACUAUGGAUCCAACACGAUCAUUCAGUUGGACUGUGUAGGGAGGAGCAAGAUUGCUGCAUUGGCUACGGAAAAAGAUGGAGUGUUGCGACCAUUGGCUAUUUGCUACAGCAAGAACACCAACACAGUUAUAGUGGGACAAUUGGAUUGUUUUUACAUAUUGCAUAUUAAAGUUAAAUAAUAGCACUUAAUUAAUAUGAUAUCAAUAUCAUUCUUAUAAUUUAUGUUUUUAUUAUUAUAAUAAUUAUUAUAGGUUAAAUUAUCUUUUCCCGACAGAAAUUCAUAUCCUAUGUUACUAUUGUGUUGUUGUGCUAUCUUCUGUAUAUUUUGUGAAAGACAUCAUUGUGAAUAUGUAUGUCUGUCACCACCAUAACAUGUUACUGCUAUCCAUAGGGAAAGAUUCUCGAUAAUGCUGCAGAACUUAAGGUCUAAUCGUAUCUCCAAAAUGGAUGUAUGGUCUACUGUGUACAUUUGUAACACUAUAAUUAUUUUCUGGAAAUAAAAUAUGUUUAAAGUAUAUGGAAUAUGUAGAUGUUAUAUGAUAUAAUAUAUCAGAAGUUAAACUCAUAUUUCGUUCUUUGAAGCCCAAAACACUCUUCAAAAAUGGCAUUGUACGUAGUCAUUUACAAAACAAUACAUUUUGGUAACUGGCUUAUGCUUGUAAUAUUUCUUUAUGUUAUGCAAUAAUUUUUUUGUUUA
Messenger RNA from Dreissena polymorpha, 7570 nucleotides. RefSeq names its product transcription intermediary factor 1-alpha-like. The transcript has 8 exons. Gene Ontology annotation, cellular component: chromatin; nucleoplasm. The record is from RefSeq and is a predicted model, not a curated record. Bases 5589 to 7052 code for a protein of 487 amino acids. Lineage: Eukaryota; Metazoa; Mollusca; Bivalvia; Myida; Dreissenidae. Gene Ontology annotation, molecular function: ubiquitin-protein transferase activity; zinc ion binding. Gene Ontology annotation, biological process: positive regulation of DNA-templated transcription.